UCCAAGUUAACCGCACAGGAAAUGAACUCAACAUCCUCUCGGCGCUAACGUUUUGCUAACUGAUAAUCAUGUGAAUGGUAGUGGGGCUGGGAGAGGUCCAGAGCUGCUGCAACAAGAGGGCUGACUCACAGCAUCACGUGGGAUUCCACAAAAGCAGAUAAAAGGCUCCAGUGUUCAUACAUUUUGGACAGAGAACAGAGAACAGAGCCACUAGAGAAUCUGAGAGCCAGAAAUGGAGACCAGCACGGAGAUCACAACAGCAACCAUCAGCCAAACAAACAGCAUGCCAGCAGACCUAUCAGAAGCCCUGAAGCUAGCCACGAAGGAUUCGCAUGAACUGGCCGAGAACUCUGAGUUCAUGAAAAACUUCCAGAAGGGUCAAGUCACCCGGGAUCAGUUCAAGCUUUUAUUGGACUCUCUGUACUUCAUCUACACGGCCCUGGAAGAGGAGAUCGAGAGGAACAAGGAUCACCCGGCCUUCGCCCCUCUCUACUUCCCCUUGGAGCUCCACCGGAAAGAAGCCUUGGUGCAGGAUCUGGAAUAUUUCCACGGGCCGGGCUGGCGGAGCCACAUCGAGUGCCCGAGGGCUACGAAGAAGUAUGUGUCCAGGAUCCAGCAGGUUGGGCGCCAGGAGCCUGAGCUGCUGGUGGCCCACUCCUACAUCAGGUACAUGGGGGACCUGUCAGGGGGGCAGGUGCUCAAGAAGGUGGCCCAGAAAACAUUGCAGCUGCCGAGCACGGGCGAAGGGGUCGCCUUCUUCACCUUUGACCGGGUCACCAACGCCACCAAGUUCAAGCAGUUGUACCGCUCCCGCAUGAACACGCUGGACACCACGAAUGGAAUAAAAGAAAAGAUCCUGGAAGAGGCAAACCGGGCCUUCCAGCUCAACGUGGAGGUCUUUGCAGAGCUCCAGCAGCUGAAAACGCAGAACCAGAAGCAAGGAGUCAGCAUGCCAUCUGACCUAUCAGAAGCCCUGAAGCUGGCCACGAAGGACUCUCACGAACUAGCUGAGAACUCGGAUUUCAUGAGAAACUUCCAAAAAGGUCAAGUCACCCGGGAUCAGUUCAAGCUUUUACUGGACUCUCUGUACUUCAUCUACACGGCCCUGGAAGAGGAGAUCGAGAGGAACAAGGAUCACCCGGCCUUCGCCCCUCUCUACUUCCCCUUGGAGCUCCACCGGAAAGAAGCCUUGGUGCAGGAUCUGGAAUAUUUCCACGGGCCGGGCUGGCGGAGCCACAUUGAGUGCCCGAGGGCUACGAAGAAGUAUGUGUCCAGGAUCCAGCAGGUUGGGCGCCAGGAGCCUGAGCUGCUGGUGGCCCACUCCUACAUCAGGUACAUGGGGGACCUGUCAGGGGGGCAGGUGCUCAAGAAGGUGGCCCAGAAAGCAUUGCAGCUACCGAGCACGGGCGAAGGGGUCGCCUUCUUCACCUUUGACCGGGUCACCAACGCCACCAAGUUCAAGCAGUUGUACCGCUCCCGCAUGAACACGCUGGACACCACGAAUGGAAUAAAAGAAAAGAUCCUGGAAGAGGCAAACCGGGCCUUCCAGCUCAACGUGGAGCUUUUCCACGAACUCCAAACUUUGACCUCCAGCUCAGAGAGAAACGGUGCCGUGCACAGCAAUGACUCAGAGACCAGGAGACGCAUCGUCGCUCAGGGACAAUCAGUACUUACAGGAGCCAAUCAACACCUGCCAAAGCACUCAGAUGACUUGCUGACUCACGACAAAGGCCUGCGAUUUGCUGUACUGAUUGGUUUAGUUGUAGUAACACUCACUGUUGCAUAUUACCAAUGUAUAUGGUGAGAACUUCAGCAACGAGACACUCUCUCCUCUACUUCCGUGUUGUUGUACUAACCAAAUUUGGCCAGUUUUUAGCUUCCAUCUCCGUGCAUAGAUUUCUUGCCUCAGUGCUGGGAUAUUGUGGUUCAAUACCCACUCCUCAUGAUCCUCCAUUACAGUACUGAGAGGCUGCAGCAUUGUCAGAGGUGUCAGCCCCUGUAUGAAGUGAUACACCCAAGAUCCUACUUCUGGAGAAAUUCUUCUGAAGAAGAGCUGGGAAAUUUUCCUGGUGUCCUGGCCAAUAAUUAAUUAUUUCUGAACCACUGUCACGAAAUAACAAGUUGAUUUUAUCUGUUCAGUAUCACUUUUUUUUGUGGGAGCUUGCUGUGUUCACAGUGGCUGCCAUGUUUUCUGCAAGCAAUGACUUUUCAAGAGGCACUUAAAUUGACUAUCGAGCAAUUCUGGCUAUCCUCAGGUGGUGAAAGGCGCUAGAUAGAUGCAGAAUCCCCUCCCUAAAGCUCUGUGAGGUCCAUGGGCCAGAGUGCACUCACCACAAUGUGGGGCAGGAAUGAUCACCAGUUUCCCAACUCCCAUCAGCCCCUCUGUCAGGGUCAAAGGGGAAACAAGAUCCUGGAGGGUGAGGGGAAUCUGCUCCUAAUCCAUAGGGGGCAUAGCCCUUGCUGUUUUUCCCCUGUUUGCAUGUGAUGCUGGUCUCUGUGAAUGGAUUGCAAGGGAAGGCCAACAUGGGAACAGGAGGAAGCUAUUCAGCCCCUGCUUACUCAUAGAAUCCCUACAGUGUGGAAGCAGGCCAUUCGGCCCAUUAAGUCCACACUGACCCUCCAACAUCCCAUCCAGACCCAUCCUCUAGCCUAACCCUAUAACCCUGCAUUCUCCCAUGGCCAAUCCACCUAACCCAUCAAUCCCUGGAUACCCAUGGUCAAUUCACCUAACUGGUACAUCUUUAGACUGUGGGAGGUAACUGGAGCACCAAAAGGAAACCCACACAGAUACAGGGAGAAAGUGUACACCACACAUAAUCAUCUGAAUGUGGAAAUGAACAUUGCCCUUGGUGCUAUGAGGCAGUAAUGCUGACCACUGAGCUAUCAUGCUAUCUGUUCCACUCUAAUGUGGCUGGCUGACCUCAAAUUUCACCCCUUAGCCCUGCACCCCUUAAUAAUCCAACUGAGCAAAAGAUUGGAAAUUGAAUCCAGGCCCUGGGUCAGCAUUUAUUGCUUAUUAAUGUCUUUGAGAAAGUAGUGACAAGCCACUCUUUUGUUUUCAACUGCUGCAGUCCAUGUGCUGUCGGUACACUGACUUACGAGGGAGUCCUUAAUCUAGAUGCUCCCUUCAGGGAAACGUUUUUUGUGUCUAACUUACUGAGUCGUUUUCAUACUUGACUGAUGGCACUUUCAACGGUCUACACUCAGGAGGAUACACCCCAAAUCUACAUCGCCCAACCUCAUCAUUUAACCCUUUCAGCUCUUCCACUGCCAACCAACAAUCUUGUUCUGGUGAAUCUGUGCCUGUUGGCAAGUCACCACCUAUCGGGUAAAAUGCAGGAUCAGUGUGCCUGCAGUAUUUGGGGCUUUGACUAGGCUUUUGAUCACCUAUCCCAUCAACUAUAUAAAGGACUCCAAAUAUGUUUUCCAAAGUUCGAGGAGCUAUACAAAUGCAAACUGUUGUUCUUAAAAUGACUGGCAGUUAGGCCUUCAAAUGUGGGAAGUUCCAGUUCGUGGAAUUUUUGUACAUUUGCUUCUGCUUAUAACUGAAGAAAAAAGCAGCCAUGUGAUUAUGAUCAUGUUAGUGGGAUCAUGCUUGGCAGAAAUGUCCUACCGUUCACAACAAUGACUGCACUUCAGAUGUGUUUAAUUACUUGGAAAGCACUGUGGGAUGUCUAAUGCGAAGGUGUGAUAAAGAUGCAAUUUCUUUCUAUUUUUGUUAGUUUCUGUAUAUAGAUUAAAAAUAUAUAUUUGUACAAACUGUUUUCAAACCAUUUCAAAGUGGGCAAGUGCAUUUGAAUUAAAAUUGAUAUUGAUUUCA
Hemiscyllium ocellatum (epaulette shark) is the source of this 3820-nucleotide messenger RNA. It is a transcript of the gene hmox1a, whose product is annotated as heme oxygenase 1a. The record is from RefSeq and is a predicted model, not a curated record. The coding region runs from base 233 to 1804 and encodes 523 amino acids. Lineage: Eukaryota; Metazoa; Chordata; Chondrichthyes; Orectolobiformes; Hemiscylliidae. The transcript has 8 exons. Gene Ontology annotation, biological process: response to oxidative stress; heme oxidation; heme catabolic process. Gene Ontology annotation, molecular function: heme oxygenase (decyclizing) activity; heme binding.